Messenger RNA from Rana temporaria (common frog), 853 nucleotides. Its product is annotated as olfactory receptor 1G1-like. Gene Ontology annotation, cellular component: membrane. The record is from RefSeq and is a predicted model, not a curated record. Gene Ontology annotation, molecular function: G protein-coupled receptor activity; olfactory receptor activity. The transcript has a single exon. Gene Ontology annotation, biological process: G protein-coupled receptor signaling pathway. Lineage: Eukaryota; Metazoa; Chordata; Amphibia; Anura; Ranidae. The coding region runs from base 1 to 759 and encodes 252 amino acids.
AUGUACUUCUUCCUAUCUAAUCUAUCAGUCUUGGAUAAUUUGUAUGUCUCUACAACUCUUCCAAAACUGCUGUAUAUCACCAACACAGGUUAUCAUUUUGUGUCUUACAAUGCCUGCAUGGCCCAGCUGUAUUUUUUUUUGUUCUUUGCUGACACAGAGUCCUUCUUGUUGACCACAAUGGCCAUUGACCGCUAUGUAGCCAUAUGCUUCCCUCUCCAUUAUGCACUCAUUAUGAGCAGAAGGGUUUGUGUGCUCCUAGCAUUUCCUGCCUGGUUUAUGGCCGCUGUCAAUGCGCUCAUUCUUACCUGCUUUGUACAUGACUUAACAUUCAAAGGAAUCAAAGUAGUUGACAAUUUCUUCUGUGACCUUAAAGCCCUUAUCACUGUCUCUUCCAGUGACACGUAUUUCUUGAGAGGAUUUAUUCUUGUAGAUGGCAUGUUCAUUGGGGCAGUUCCAAUGCUUUUGAUUUUGACUUCUUAUGCCUGCAUUAUUUCCACCAUCCUUAAAAUUAAAUCCUCUGUUGGAAGGAGAAAAACAUUCUCCAGUUGUACCUCCCAUAUCAUUAUUGUUGUAGUAUACUAUGGCUCAGCUCUAUGCUUGUACAUGCAAUAUUCCCAGCAGCAAGACAAGGUUUUCGCAAUCAUGUUUGUAACUUUGGUGCCCAUGCUGAACCCAAUAGUGUAUAGUUUGCGGAAUAAAGAUAUCACAAGAGUCAUACAGAAAACUUUGAAUAAUAUCAGGACUAUGCCUGCGGCCUAAAUUUGUGAGUUGCGAGAUUACUGGGCAAGACGUCAGGUGGGUAUUGGAAAUGAAUGCUUCUGAAUAUGCCACCUUCACUUUUUUAUACACACAA